Molecule: messenger RNA, 4321 nt
Organism: Phragmites australis (common reed)
Lineage: Eukaryota; Viridiplantae; Streptophyta; Magnoliopsida; Poales; Poaceae
Product: DNA-directed RNA polymerases IV and V subunit 2-like
Exons: 8
Coding region: 131-3835 (1234 amino acids)
Biological process (GO): DNA-templated transcription
Cellular component (GO): RNA polymerase II, core complex
Molecular function (GO): ribonucleoside binding; DNA binding; DNA-directed RNA polymerase activity
Source: RefSeq, a predicted model, not a curated record
AACGCGAAAAAACCCAGCCCCGGCGACGACGCCGUCUCGCCGUAGGGUUUUCCCCUCGCCUCGCCGCUUGCGAUCACCGCCGCCCAGAAAAAGACUUUGUUGACAGGGAGCAGCUGCCUGUUGUUCAUCGAUGGGAAAACUGCAAACAAAUGGCCAUCAGUCACCUGAUGGCUCAGGUACUGAGAUGAUGGAUUUCCUGAAUUUGGAUGGCGAUGAUGAGGGCGAACCACACAAAAAGGAGGAUGUAAAAGGGGAGCGACAACCUUAUGUGGAUUUUGAGGAGGAGCAGUUUGAUAUGGAUGUAGAUUUGAAAGGAAUACCAUCUGUAGAAAAUGAAGGGAAAGGGAAGAGAGUCCAUGAAGGGAAAGGGAAGAGAGUCCCAAUUGACUUUGAUGUUGCAACCUUUGAGAAGUUUUGCAAAGAAGCAUCAAGAUCGUUUUUCAAUGAAACUGGACUAGUUAGUCAUCAGAUAAAUUCAUACAACGAUUUUGUCUCUCAUGGACUCCAAGAGCUCUUUGAUUCUCUAGGGGAAAUUACUGUAGAGCCUGAUUAUGACCCAUCAAACAAAGCAGGUUCUUGGAGACAUGCAACUAUCAAGUUUGGUAGAGUUGAGCUUGAGGAGCCACAAUUCUCGGUCAACAACAAUGAUCUUGAGGUGGAAAAAUUAAAAUUAAAGCCUAGACAUGCUCGCCUCCAGAAGAUGACAUAUUCUUCUAGGAUGAAAGUAGAAAUGACUGUUCAGGUGUAUUCACUCAACGGAAGUGACAAGGACAAAACUGGAAAAGAUACGUAUGUUCGCAGAAGAGAUAUAAUGACAGAAACUCAACAGGUCACCAUUGGGAUGUUACCCGUCAUGGUGAAGUCAAAUUUGUGCUGGCUGCAUAGACUUCAUGAAAGUGAUUGCCAGUUUGAUUCUGGUGGAUACUUUUUGAUUAAAGGGAUGGAAAAGGCAUUCAUCGCUGAAGAGCAGAGAUGUUUAUCCAGGAUUUGGGUCACGGACCACCCCAGCUGGGAUGCAUGCUACUUGUCUAAAGUCAAUCGAGAAAAGAUUUAUGUAAAACUUGUUCAGUCUAAAAGUAAUGAAAGCCAUAGCAAAGUCAUCAACCUGUCCUUCCUGGGUGCGAUUAUGCCAAUCUGGAUAGUGUUUUUUGCACUAGGUGUAUCAUCAGAUAAGGAAGCUUUUGAUAUGAUUGAUAUACAAGAUUGUGAUGCUUCUAUGGUCAACAUAAUAUCAUCAACCAUUAAAGAAUCUCAUGAAGAGUGUGAAGACUUCCGUACACCAGGUAGAGCCCGUCAAUAUGUUGAUGAGCUGAUCAGAAAAACAAAGUUUCCGCCUGAGGAAUCGUUUGAUGAGUAUGUUCAUAGGUAUAUGUUUCCUGGUGUCAAUGGGAAUAGGAGCAAGGCUCUUUUCUUGGCUUACAUGGUCAAAUGUCUGCUAAUGGCUUACUCUGGCAAUCGAAAAUGUGAUAAUAAGGAUGAUUUCCGUAACAAGAGGCUAGAUCUUGCUUGCCAGUUGCUUCGGAGAGAACUCUGGGUGCAUAUUAAGAAUGCAGAGAGACGCAUGGUUAAGUUCAUGCAGAGAGAUUUGAGUGCUGAUGGCAACUUACAAGAUCUUAGGCAUUAUGUGGAUGCAUCAAUUGUUACCAAUGGUUUGAGCCGGGCCUUCUCCACCGGUUCCUGGCGGCAUCCUUAUAAACAAGAAAGGUGUUCAGGGAUUGUAGCAACCCUUAGGAGAGCAAAUCCACUUCAAAUGAUGUCUGACCUGAGGAAGACGCGGCAGUGGUUUGCGUAUUCCGGAACGACUGGAGAUGCGAGAUAUCCGAAUCCAUCCUACUGGGGAAAGUUGUGUUUCUUGUCCACCCCCGAUGGCGAAAAAUGUGGAUUUGUGAAAAACCUAGCUGUUACUGCUAUGGUUAGCUCUGUAGUGAGGGAACCAUUGAUUGAUACAUUAGUUUCUUGUGGAAUGAAAAAACUGGAUGAAAUCCCUCUAAAAGAAAUUCGUGGGAAAGACAGGAUUUUCUUGAAUGGAAACUUGCUUGGAGUGUGUACAGACCCAGGCGAAUUUGUUUUGCGUUUAAGGAGCAUGAGGCGUAGCAUGCGAAUUGAUCCACAGGUUGAAAUCAAAAGAGACAAGCACAAUAAAGAAGUUCGUGUAUUUUCUGAUGCAGGGAGAAUUCUAAGACCACUUCUUAUAGUUGAAAAUCUAAGAAGGAUCAUGAAGCCAAAAGAUGGAAUAUACUCAUUUCAGGAACUUAUGGAUAAAAAUAUAAUUGAGCUGAUUGGUGUUGAAGAAGAGGAGGAUAUCCAAUGUGCUUCUGGAGUUAGGCAUCUCUUUGCAGGGUACAAAGAAGAGGGGUCUUUCGGCUAUACUCAUUGUGAACUUGACCCUUCUUUCUUGCUAGGGCUGAGUUGCAGUAUCACUCCCUUUGCCAACCAUGAUUCUGCUCGGAGGGUUCUGAUGCAAGCUGAAAAACUAUCACAGCAGGCUAUUGGAUACUCCCCUACAAAUUCUCACUAUAGAUUUGAUGCCCUUUCACAUCAAAUCUACUAUCCACAGAGACCCUUGUUCAAAACUGUGGUGGCAGACUGUCUUGGAAAGACGGACCAUAACUUUGGAAGAAAAGAUGACUUUACUAGACCAGAAUAUUUCAAUGGCCAAAAUGCAAUAGUCUCAGUCAGCGUUCAUCAGGGGUUUAACCAAGAAGAUUCUCUGGUAUUGAAUAGGGCCUCUUUAGAGCGUGGCAUGUUUCGGACACUACAUUUCAAGAACUAUAAAGCACAGAUCGAAAACAAAGACGUCACGAAACGACUCAAACAUAGGGAAAAUAUUAAAUUUGGGAAAAUGCAAAGCAAGAGAGGGCGGGUUGACAGUCUGGAUAACGAUGGUUUACCAUAUAUUGGAGCAAGUCUUCAAAGUGGUGACAUUGUCAUUGGAAAGGUCACAGAAUCUGGCGAAGAUCAUAGUGUCAAACUGAUGCAUACUGAGAAAGGGAUGGUGGAGAAGGUAGUUCUUUCAGCGAAUGAUGAUGGGGUGAACUUUGCAAAUGUUACUCUAAGACAGUCUCGCUCACCAUGCGUUGGAGACAAGUUUGCCAGCAUGCAUGGACAAAAAGGAGUGGUUGGACUCUUGGAUUCUCAGGAGAACUUCCCAUUUACUCGCCAAGGGAUAGUUCCAGACAUCGUGAUAAACCCACACGGCUUUCCAACUCGUCAAACUCCUGGUCAGUUGCUUGAAGCUGCUUUGGGAAAGGGGAUUGCUCUUGGUGGGACAGUCAGAUACGCGACACCAUUCACCACUCCAUCCCUGGACGUGAUCACUGAACAGUUGCACAAGGCUGGGUUUUCAAGGUGGGGUGGCGAGAGCGUCCUGAACGGCCAGACCGGCGAGAGGAUGCCGUCCCUGGUCUUCAUCGGCCCGACCUUCUACCAGCGGCUGGUCCACAUGUCCGAGGACAAGGUGAAGUUCCGGAACACUGGGCCGGUGCACCCGCUCACCAGGCAGCCGGUGGAGGACAAGAAGCGGUUUGGCGGUGUCAAGUUCGGGGAGAUGGAGCGCGACUGCAUCCUCGCCCACGGCGCUGCUGCCAACCUCCACGAGCGGCUGUUCAUGCUGAGCGACUUCUCGCAGAUGCACAUUUGCCAGGCGUGCGAGCGUGUGGCCAACGUGAUCGUGAGGCCGGUCGAAGGCGGGAAGAAGGUGCACGGCCCCUACUGCCUGUUCUGCCGAUCCGCGGAGAACAUCGUCCGGAUCAACGUGCCUUAUGGCGCGAAGCUGCUGUACCAGGAGCUAUUUAGUAUGGGGAUCAACCUUAAGUUUGAGACCGAGGUCCGCUAGAACGCCAUCAGUAUCUCUUGAAAACGUAGACUACAUACACAAACUCGUUGCCUAGGAUAUUGUUGAUUUGUGAAUGGUUAGCAUGAACCUGGCAUAUGCUCUGAAGCUGCACACAACUAGGAGCUGCUUAGGAAAUGAAGGGGUGAGCACUUAACGUAGUGUCAAGUCGAUUGAAGUCAAUUCAUAGUAUAGACUAUUGUUGAAACCCGCGUUUCGACGGUAUGAUUUUCCGGAUAUUUAGACCGGAUUCAGACACUGUGGUUGAUUAUAUGAUCCUGGAGACCAUGUUCUUGUUUGUGAUCUAGCAAUGUGCUACAGGGAUUCUGUGAUUGCAGCCUGGAAGUGUGUGAUUGAUCAGAAACAGGUGCUUGGAGCUUGUUAAGGUUCACAUGUUUCAUCACUGCGUCAGUUUUAUCCGGCUUUCAAGUUGCAACAGCAAGUUGGAAAAGGCAUGGUUCAUCGCCCAAAAAAAGGAAAAGGUUUGAA